AAACAUAGAAUUUAAAUUCUGUAUAGUUUAUUAAUUCGGAACAUUUUCAAAAAACACGUGAAAAAUGGAGAAGAAGGAAACGAAACUGUCUGCCGAUGAGCGACAAAAUUUCAUUUCAACUCGAAUGAGUCAGCCGCUUUUUAUGUUGUCACGUAAUCGCAUACGUGAAGAUCAUUUGGAUAGCGUCCGGAAACAGUUCAAGCUCGCCGGAUCACAUUACAAUGUGUACUGUCAACAAGAGAACCGAGGUAAAAAGUUUAGCGCUGCAACUUAUGCACAAUAUCGGCAUGUGACCGGUUUUGAGAAGACACCCGCUUACCCGUAUCCGGAGAAACGUCCAUUACACCACAAUCGAGCGAUGACCACGUGGCGUGGCUACCAACAGGCACCGAAUCGAUAUGGGGUGCUGCCAGUACCGUAUCUAAGUAGGAUGGGUGCCAAGGGCACUUCUUUCGCCAAGAUGCAUACUAACAAGAGUCGGGUCUCGAUAAAGCCACCACCCUCGCACUUUUACGAGAUGCCAGCGGAGAUCGAGCGUUUCUUCAAGCCCGAGAAUAAGCAAAAGGGCAUCUUCCUAACAAAUGCACGCGAACGUCGCCCAACCACUCGAAUCAUGAUAUCCAAUUUGAACUGCUGCUGGCGCAAUCCGCGCGAUCCCGGUCCCACCGAUACCAAUGUUACUUCCCAUGAGAUCAGGCGCAAAAUGCUGCCCGUUACAAAGGUGUCACCACCAAAUCCGCACCUGUUUUUGCGUCUAUCCUGCGUGCCCACGAAGCGAAAUGUGCGACUGCGCCGUGAUAUUGGUUUCGAGCCGGGUCCGGGACGCUAUGAUAUACGCUAUCCGAACGGAUGCGCCUGCGAGCGGGGCAAGAAGAGCAUGCCACGUCUGACGCUGCGCAUCGAGACACAGAAGCGCUACAAGUUCCGACGAUUGCCCUACAAGCGGAUCAAUUCUCGAAAGUAUUGCGAGCCCGACUGGCGUCAUGUGUUUGGCCAUGGACAUCGGCAUCUAUUCCAAAUGGGUAAACACGAUUUACCCGCGGUGCAGCGCAAGAACCCAACCAAAAGCAAGAAAACGGAAAAGCAAUUGAAAUUGUUUGCCGAUGGCAAAUAUAUCAAUAUGCUGGACAAUCCACAUCGUUGGCCAAUCUCAUUGCGGGACUUCCCCGUGCCGCCAUAUGUGCCCCGCAUCGUCUACAAUUGCAUUGCAAAGCGCAUAACACGCAAACAGUUGCGCAACAAUAAGAAAAUCGCUUUCAUGAGCGGCCAGGAGCGCUGGAAGGAUGGUCCACGUUCGCUGCAGUUGACCUCACGACAGCUGGAGGAGAUUAAAGAAAGAUUGCCGGAGGAUCGACGCCUGAUCGAUCGUCCGUUUGUGCUGCGUCCCGAAAUGAUGGUCAGUCGGCUGCAGCAUGUGCCGCAGCACAUGCAAUCCACCUAUUUGCCCAAGCUGCGCAAGCGUCUAUUUAAAUUUCUACCCAUACCGGGUGCCCGGGUGCUGGUCACCGACAGCGAUAUACGUCCGGAUAUGCCCUUCGAUCGUGAGAAUCCGACGGGCAUGUAUAAUGUUCGACUGGACGAGACGGUAUUCUUUCGUGAUUCUGUGCUGCUGGAGAUGGAACAACAGCGUUUGGGCUUUCAUCCGCAACUCGAGAUAGAGCAAUCCAUACAAUCUAUAUCGUCCAGGGGCUCAAGCGGAUCGAUGUUUAUGUCGACAAGCAAAGUGUCAUUGGGUCGUCGUGGCAGUAGGGUGGUCUCCGAUCCGAUGAAGGCGCGCUAAUCGUAUGUAAUUACUCAGUCUUUUCAUGAUUCUGCUACUGCGCAGUGAGUCUUCAAAGUUUUGUGAGAAUUAAAAAUUUGUUCUUUAUCCCGAAAUUGGAUCGCAUACGA
Drosophila grimshawi is the source of this 1890-nucleotide messenger RNA. RefSeq lists its product as uncharacterized. The transcript has 4 exons. The record is from RefSeq and is a predicted model, not a curated record. Lineage: Eukaryota; Metazoa; Arthropoda; Insecta; Diptera; Drosophilidae. The coding region runs from base 65 to 1780 and encodes 571 amino acids.